Molecule: messenger RNA, 204 nt
Organism: Entrophospora sp. SA101
Lineage: Eukaryota; Fungi; Glomeromycota; Glomeromycetes; Entrophosporales; Entrophosporaceae
Source: the annotation of a GenBank genome assembly
AUGGAAUCUACUGAUCCAAUUGGCGAAGCGUCUACUAUAAUUUUUCUUGAGAGUACAUAUGCAACACCAGAGAAUGUUAUUGCAAUUGAUUCAGAACUCAAACGUAUUCGGCAUGGUCUGCGUGAAAAAGGGGCUUCUGAAAAGGCUAUUAGUACUGGCACCAGUGGAAUCUCUCCUCAAGAUGGGAUAGAACUUGCCUUAAAA